Messenger RNA from Myotis lucifugus (little brown bat), 678 nucleotides. RefSeq lists its product as uncharacterized. Bases 1 to 678 code for a protein of 225 amino acids. Lineage: Eukaryota; Metazoa; Chordata; Mammalia; Chiroptera; Vespertilionidae. The transcript has 5 exons. The record is from RefSeq and is a predicted model, not a curated record.
AUGGACACGGGCCAGGCGUCCGGCCCGAGCAGUACUGGCAACGGCGACACGGACAGAUACCUGCAGGUGUUGUUACAGGAACUCUGCCAGCUCCAGGCCAAGCAGAGGAAGCUGAAGAGAAAGGUGGAGAAGUACAAGCUUUUUGAAGACUAUCUCAUUAAGGUCCUUGAGAAAAUCCCCAAGGGUACGUAUAUGGAGGAGGCCCAGGAGGAGGCCCUGGUGGAGGCCCUGGUGGAGCAUUAUGGGAAGCUCUUCACCGUCAGCCAGGACAUCCAGCAGCACCUGGAGGCCUUCUCCAAGAUGAGCCAGGCCGUCCACCAGAGCCUGGAGUCCCUGGAGGAAAGCCAUCGAGCUCUUAUUCCGACCCUCAAGAUCCGGCUGUGCCAGCUGCAGAAGAGGUGUCACCGCAGGCAGGAGCAGCAGUGGCAGUCGGGACAUGGUGUCGCCUUCCAGAAAGACACGGGCAGCCAUAAUAAAUUUAUAUUGGACAAAAUGGAGACCGUGAAAUUUAUCGUACUGCUCAUGGAACCCAGUGUGUGCUGGACAGGCGGUAGCCACAAGGACCAGGGAUUCAGAAGUCACCCCAGAUCCUUCAGGAAAUGUCCGACGAGGCAAGAUAUCAUCCCAAGGGCCCCUGUUCCCACCACCGAGCCUUCAGAGUGCUCCUCCCUGCGCUGA